Tyto alba (common barn owl) is the source of this 4590-nucleotide messenger RNA. RefSeq names its product potassium sodium-activated channel subfamily T member 1 (gene KCNT1). Gene Ontology annotation, cellular component: membrane. Gene Ontology annotation, biological process: potassium ion transport. Gene Ontology annotation, molecular function: intracellular sodium-activated potassium channel activity. The coding region runs from base 348 to 4016 and encodes 1222 amino acids. The record is from RefSeq and is a predicted model, not a curated record. The transcript has 32 exons. Lineage: Eukaryota; Metazoa; Chordata; Aves; Strigiformes; Tytonidae.
GAGCAAUGCGAUCAUUUUUUUUUUUUAAGGAGGCGGUCAAGGCAAUUACAUUAUUUUGCUAAACAAAGCCGUUUCCGAGAUUUCUGCAUUGUGGAUGCUUUCUCCGUCGUUUUGCACCAAAUUCGUUGCAGCAGCAAGGCCAGAGAGUUUGCCUUGACUCCCCUCACUACCAAAAUAAAUGUACAGGGCAGGAUUGUUCCACUGAGCAGCCCCGAAUGGGGAGAGAGAAGAAGGAAAGAGGUGGUACGUGCCGACAGCUCUAAACUGAAUGCGGUGCGGGUUGCUAUGUAUGAGAGAGUUCAGGGGGGAAAGAGGAGGAAGUCGGAGGAGCAGCCAAAGCUCGCAGGAUGGCGAGAGCCAAGCUGAAGAAUUCCCCUUCAGAGAGCAAUUCCCAUGUCAAAACUGUCCCACCAGCGACGACAGAAGAUGUCCAUGGGGUGAGCCCCUUGCUGCCGGCUCGGAGGAUGGGAUCCUUGGGGAGCGACGUCGGACAAAGGCCUCACGCCGAGGACUUCAGCGUGGAUUCCUCCUUCUCGCAGGUGCAGGUCGAGUUCUACGUGAAUGAAAACACCUUCAAGGAGCGGCUGAAGCUCUUCUUCAUCAAAAACCAGCGAUCGAGCCUGAGGAUCCGGCUCUUCAACUUCUCGCUGAAGCUGCUCACCUGCCUCCUCUACAUCGUCCGCGUCCUGCUCGACAACCCGGAGGAGGGCAUCGGCUGCUGGGAAUGCGAAAAGCAGAAUUACACGGAGUUCAACCAGUCCACGAAGAUAAACUGGUCACACAUCUUCUGGGUGGAUAGGAAAAUGCCGCUGUGGGCUGUGCAGGUCAGCAUCGCUUUAAUCAGCUUUCUGGAGACCAUGCUGCUCAUCUAUCUCAGCUACAAGGGGAACAUCUGGGAACAGAUUUUUCGCAUUUCGUUCAUCCUUGAGAUGAUCAACACCGUGCCAUUUAUUAUCACGAUAUUCUGGCCUCCUUUGCGGAAUUUGUUCAUUCCUGUGUUUCUGAACUGCUGGCUUGCCAAGUACGCCCUGGAGAACAUGAUUAACGACCUGCACCGUGCCAUACAAAGGACCCAGUCUGCGAUGUUUAACCAGGUGCUCAUUCUGAUCUGCACCCUCCUGUGUCUUGUUUUCACGGGGACCUGUGGCAUCCAGCAUUUAGAAAGAGCAGGUGAGAAGCUCUCCCUCUUCAAGUCCUUCUAUUUCUGCAUCGUCACCUUUUCCACCGUGGGCUACGGAGACGUGACACCAAAGAUCUGGCCUUCCCAGCUCCUCGUCGUGAUAAUGAUUUGCGUUGCCUUGGUCGUGCUGCCGCUCCAGUUCGAGGAGCUCGUCUACCUGUGGAUGGAGCGGCAGAAGUCGGGAGGCAAUUACAGCCGUCACCGUGCCCAGACGGAGAAACACGUCGUCCUUUGUGUCAGCUCCCUCAAGAUUGAUCUUCUCAUGGAUUUCCUCAAUGAGUUUUACGCCCACCCACGGCUGCAGGAUUACUACGUGGUGAUACUUUGCCCGACAGAGAUGGAUAUCCAGGUGCGGCGGGUCCUGCAGAUCCCUCUGUGGUCGCAGCGAGUGAUCUACCUGCAGGGCUCCGCGCUGAAGGACCAGGACCUCAUGAGAGCCAAGAUGGACAACGGGGAAGCCUGCUUCAUUCUCAGCAGCCGAAACGAGGUGGACCGCACCGCGGCGGACCACCAGACCAUUCUGAGAGCCUGGGCUGUGAAAGAUUUUGCUCCAAACUGCCCUCUCUAUGUGCAGAUCCUAAAGCCUGAAAACAAGUUUCACGUCAAGUUUGCCGAUCACGUUGUCUGCGAGGAGGAGUGCAAAUACGCCAUGCUGGCGCUGAACUGUGUCUGCCCUGCCACCUCCACCCUCAUCACGCUGCUGGUGCACACCUCCCGCGGCCAGGAGGGCCAGGAGUCCCCGGAGCAGUGGCAGCGGAUGUACGGGCGCUGCUCGGGCAACGAGGUCUAUCACAUCCGGAUGGGCGACAGCAAGUUCUUCAUGGAGUACGAGGGGAAGAGCUUCACCUACGCCGCCUUCCACGCGCACAAAAAGUACGGCGUCUGCCUGAUCGGCAUCCGGAGGGAGGAGAACAAGAGCAUCCUGCUGAACCCCGGCCCGCGGCAUAUCAUGGCAGCGUCCGACACCUGCUUCUACAUCAACAUCACCAAGGAGGAGAACUCUGCCUUCAUUUUCAAGCAGGAGGAGAAGCAGAAGAAGAAGGGCUUUGCGGGGAGAGGCACCUACGACGGCCCAUCCCGCCUGCCGGUGCACAGCAUCAUCGCCAGCAUGGGUACAGUAGCCAUGGACCUGCAGAACACGGAGUGCCGCCCCGCUAACAGCAGCAAGCUGGCGCUGCCGGCGGAGAACGGCUCGGGCAACCGCCGGCCCAGCAUCGCGCCCGUCCUCGAGCUGGCCGACAGCUCGUCCCUGCUGCCCUGCGACCUGCUCAGCGACCAGUCGGAGGACGAGAUGACACAGUCGGACGAGGAGGGGUCGGCGGUUGCGGAGUACGUGAAAGGCUACCCACCGAACUCCCCUUACAUUGGGAGCUCCCCGACUCUGUGCCACCUUUUACCCGAGAAAGCCCCGUUCUGCUGCCUGAGGCUGGACAAGGGCUGCAAGCACAACAGCUUCGAAGACGCCAAAGCCUACGGGUUUAAGAACAAACUGAUUAUCGUUUCGGCAGAGACGGCUGGGAACGGGCUGUAUAACUUCAUUGUCCCCCUUCGUGCCUACUAUCGGUCCCGCAAAGAGUUGAACCCCAUUGUGUUGCUGCUGGACAACAAGCCCGAGCACCACUUUCUGGAAGCCAUCUGUUGUUUCCCCAUGGUUUACUACAUGGAGGGCACGAUUGACAACCUGGACAGCUUGCUGCAGUGCGGCAUCAUCUACGCCGACAACCUGGUGGUUGUGGACAAGGAGAGCACGAUGAGUGCCGAGGAGGACUACAUGGCCGAUGCAAAGACGAUUGUCAACGUCCAGACCAUGUUCAGGCUCUUCCCCAGCCUCAGCAUUAUCACAGAGCUGACCCACCCCUCCAACAUGAGGUUCAUGCAGUUCAGAGCAAAGGACAGCUACUCUCUUGCCCUUUCCAAGCUAGAAAAGAAAGAGCGAGAGAACGGUUCCAACCUGGCCUUCAUGUUCCGGCUGCCCUUCGCGGCCGGGAGGGUCUUCAGCAUCAGCAUGUUGGACACGCUGCUCUACCAGUCAUUCGUGAAGGACUACAUGAUCACCAUCACCCGGUUGCUGCUGGGCCUUGACACCACGCCGGGCUCUGGCUACCUCUGCGCGAUGAAGAUCACUGAAGAUGACCUGUGGAUCCGGACGUACGGCCGCCUCUUCCAGAAGCUCUGCUCCUCCAGCGCGGAGAUUCCCAUCGGGAUUUACAGGACGGAGUCGCACAUGUUCGCAACCUCCGAGCCCCACGACAUCAGAGCGCAGUCACAGAUCUCCAUCAACGUCGAGGACUGCGAGGACACGAAGGACGUCAAGGAGCACUGGAGCAUCAAGACCAGCCACCACAGGAACUCGUGCUCCAGCGACCAGUCCGAGCACCCGCUGCUGCGGCGCAAGAGCAUGCAGUGGGCGCGCCGGCUGAGCAGGAAGGGCAACAAGCACUCCAGCAAGACGGCCGAGUGGAUCAGCCAGCAGCGCCUCAGCUUGUACCGGCGCUCCGAGAGGCAGGAGCUUUCCGAGCUCGUCAAAAACCGUAUGAAGCACCUGGGCUUGCCCACGACCGGGUACGAGGAUGUAGCAAAUUUAACAGCCAGUGAUGUGAUGAAUCGGGUAAACCUGGGAUAUUUGCAAGAUGAGAUGAACGACCACCAGAACACCUUGUCCUACGUCCUGAUCAAUCCCCCCCCGGACACAAGGCUGGAACUCAACGACAUCGUGUACCUGAUCCGCUCCGACCCGCUGGCCCACGUGGCCAACGAUGGUCACAGCCGCAAGAGCAGCUGCAGCAACAAGCUGGGUUCCUGCAACCCCGAAACGCGCGAUGAGACCCAGCUGUGAGCUGCCAACCCCACACCCCAACCCCCCCCCACCCCCCCCCAGUGCCCCGUGCCCCUGCCAGGGGCCAGCGGGCUCCGGGGAGAGGCGGUGAAGAAGAGGAUGGCCGGCCGGAGGGGAAGGCUGCUGCCGCCCGGGGUGCCCGCUGCAUCCGGGGAAGGCGAUGCCCAGCCUGGCUCUGUGCCGUGGAAGGGGUGCCUGGACACCCCCCCCACCACCACCCCCCCGGGAGGGACAGGACAGCCGGUGGUCGUACACCCCCGUGGCUUUUAACUUUUUAUACGAAUACCGCAACUAGUGAGAAAGUCUUCGCUGGUGCUGGUGGGACGACAAAUGACCCUGUGUGAACGGGAGGAUUGCGCUUAAUAUUGCCCCCAGAUGAUGCAGGUGGUUUGCAUUGGAUGGGGCUUGUCGCUACAAAGGCAAAACUGCACAGAAACCCUCCUCCUCCUCCUCCUCCUUCGCCAGGUACCCCCCCCCCCGCCCAGGGGUACCCAAACUUCUGCUUUUUCACCCGAUUCAUGUUCCUCAGCCUCUGUCGGUUUGCUGUCGCCGUGGGGAGGUGGGGAAGGAUGAG